AUGUACGGUCUAAAACAAUUGUCGCUUCUGAGCCUGAUGCUUCUCUCUGCGUCGGCGGCAAAGGAUCCCAAGCGGACUCUUGUGGGAAUUGAAACUGCCGAAAAGAGCCGUGGUAUUGAUGUACCACUGAAUGACUGCCAUCCCAUUGAGGAAGAAGAUGUACUCACAGUCUCUCUGAAAAAACCAUGUCGCUUGUUCACUGGCCCUGACUGCACCGGCCACAACACAUUCCUAAGUCCCGGCGAACACUCUUCGGGCAAGGACCCAAUUCCCGUCAUCGAGUCGAUAUUUUGCCAGGCAUCUUUCUGA
Molecule: messenger RNA, 309 nt
Organism: Penicillium bovifimosum
Lineage: Eukaryota; Fungi; Ascomycota; Eurotiomycetes; Eurotiales; Aspergillaceae
Exons: 4
Coding region: 1-309 (102 amino acids)
Source: RefSeq, a predicted model, not a curated record